This is a messenger RNA of Aspergillus saccharolyticus JOP 1030-1, 1019 nucleotides long. RefSeq lists its product as uncharacterized. Bases 366 to 1019 code for a protein of 217 amino acids. The record is from RefSeq and is a predicted model, not a curated record. The transcript has 5 exons. NCBI's taxonomy places the organism in Eukaryota, Fungi, Ascomycota, Eurotiomycetes, Eurotiales, Aspergillaceae.
GUGAGUUCGAAGGUUUCAAAGUGUACUAACAAAACCAGCCUAAUCCGCAAGAUCAACCGCUUCAAAACGCCCGCCCUAGCCGCCCUCCCCCUCUUCAUCCUCGGCACCGCCCUGAUGAUCCCGUUCCGCUCGCCCACGAGCCACAUCACCGCCGUAAUCGCCUGCGAGAUCCUCAAGGCCGUCGCGGGCGGCACGAUGCCUUCCCGAUUACAUAUCGAACUUAGUGCUACUCUCGGAUAAAUAUAUUAUCCGAUGUGCCGUCCCGGUGGGCUCGACAAAGGGGAUGGAUUGAUAACAGUUAUUAUUCCUAAGUCCUUACUCAUCAAUAGAAUGACACCCCUUUCAAGCAACCACCAGUUACGGUCAUGUCAGAUUCGGAGGGAAGCAGGCAAGAGAAGAUACUGAGAGAGCAGGCAGAUGCACGAAAUCGCCAGGCUACCUUCGAAGAAUUUAUUCAACAUUGUUAUAAUCUUCUUUCAAAGCCCCUAGAAGUCGGAAAUUGUGUCUUUAAGUUACAGCGGGUUUACAACUCAGUUCGUCAAUAUCUCCAUCCUCUAGGCAGCGAAGCACCGCGAUUAUUCAGUCCCUGCGUUGUACUAGAAGAGUACGGUGAAAAGGACCUGGAGGUGUAUGAGCGUUUCGCCGUGGAAAAUCAUGUUUUUGAUAUUAUUUCAGCGCUGUGCAAGAUACCGAGUGCUCGAGAGGAAUUUGGCCUAGGAAUGGGGUGUGGUUCGACAACUACACUAAUACUUUUGACGAAAGUUCCGCCAGACGAAGCAAAUUCGAAGGAACGUCCUGCCCGCCCCGACCAAUUCUGUAUCCACCGUGUUGAUGGAGAUACUAGGGCCUUGUUGACUAUAGUCGAGUACAAACCGCCGUAUAAACUAUCUAACGAGAAUCUUAGGGCGGGACUUCGACUGAUGAACUUUUACCACGAGACUAAAGUAAGAUAUAACGUCGCUCACCUUGCCGGCUCUGCGAUCGUUCAGAAAUACCAUGUGAUGAUUCUGAAAGUCUAA